Messenger RNA from Jaculus jaculus (lesser Egyptian jerboa), 7828 nucleotides. RefSeq names its product CYLD lysine 63 deubiquitinase (gene Cyld). Lineage: Eukaryota; Metazoa; Chordata; Mammalia; Rodentia; Dipodidae. The coding region runs from base 299 to 3169 and encodes 956 amino acids. Gene Ontology annotation, molecular function: K63-linked deubiquitinase activity; cysteine-type deubiquitinase activity. The transcript has 19 exons. Gene Ontology annotation, biological process: positive regulation of extrinsic apoptotic signaling pathway; protein K63-linked deubiquitination; necroptotic process. Gene Ontology annotation, cellular component: cytosol. The record is from RefSeq and is a predicted model, not a curated record.
CUUGGAGGCGGGGCAGGUGGGGGCGGGCCCAGGUAGCAGGUUCGGCUGCGCGGGGGCCGCGCGACUGAGUUUCCCCAGGCUCGCCGGGUCAGGAUGGUUUCGCACAGCUCGGAGUUCUGAAAUUGGAAGGUGUGCCCCGUGGACCCAGGCAUUUUGAUUUGCAGUCUUUUUUACAGCAUGGACACAACAUUGCUAAAAACUUGCUUUGGGACUGCUCAUGAGUUUAUUUUUUGUGAUUUUAUAACAGACUUGCUGCUGGUUCCUUUUUUUGAGUUAAUGUUCUGAAGUUACUAUCACAAUGAGUUCAGGCUUAUGGAGCCAAGAAAAAGUUACUUCACCCUACUGGGAAGAGCGGAUUUUUUAUUUGCUUCUUCAAGAAUGUAGUGUCACAGACAAACAGACGCAGAAACUCCUUAAAGUACCCAAGGGAAGCAUAGGACAGUACAUCCAAGACCGCUCUGUGGGGCAUUCCAGGGUUCCUUCUGCAAAAGGCAAGAAAAAUCAGAUUGGAUUAAAAAUCCUAGAACAACCUCAUGCAGUUCUGUUUGUUGAUGAAAAGGAUGUCGUGGAGAUUAAUGAAAAAUUUACGGAGUUGCUCUUGGCCAUUACCAACUGCGAGGAGAGGCUCAGCCUGUUUAGAAACAGAAGCCGACUAAGUAAAGGUCUCCAGGUUGAUGUGGGCUGCCCUGUGAAAGUACAGCUGAGAUCUGGGGAAGAGAAAUUUCCAGGAGUUGUGCGCUUCAGAGGACCCUUAUUAGCAGAGAGGACAGUGUCGGGGAUUUUCUUCGGGGUGGAAUUGCUGGAAGAAGGCCGUGGUCAAGGUUUCACUGAUGGGGUAUAUCAAGGGAAGCAGCUUUUCCAGUGUGAAGAAGAUUGUGGAGUAUUUGUUGCGUUGGACAAGCUGGAGAUCAUAGAAGACGAUGACAAUGGGUUAGAAAGUGACUAUGCAAGCCCGAUGGAUACAAUACAAGUUGAACUUCCCCCUUUGGAAAUAAACUCCAGAGUCUCUUUGAAGGUUGGAGAAACUAUAGAAUCUGGAACAGUGAUAUUCUGUGAUGUUUUACCAGGAAAAGAGAGCUUAGGAUAUUUUGUUGGUGUAGACAUGGAUAACCCUAUUGGCAACUGGGAUGGAAGAUUUGAUGGAGUUCAGCUUUGUAGUUUCGCAAGUGUUGAAAGUACAAUUCUAUUGCACAUCAAUGAUAUCAUCCCAGCUUUAUCAGAUAACAUGGCACAGGAAAGGAGGCCUCCGAAACUUGCCUUUAUGUCAAGAGGUGUUGGGGAUAAAGGUUCAUCCAGUCAUAAUAAACCAAAGGUUACAGGAUCUACCUCAGACCCUGGAAGUAGAAAUAGAUCUGAAUUAUUUUAUACCUUAAAUGGGUCGUCUGUUGAUUCACAAACACAAUCCAAGUCCAAAAAUACAUGGUACAUCGAUGAAGUUGCAGAAGACCCUGCAAAGUCACUUACAGAGCUUUCUCCAGAGUUUGGACAUUCAUCAUCACCACCACAACCUCCUUCCAUGAACUCCUUGUCCAGCGAGAACAGAUUUCACUCUUUACCCUUCAGUCUGACGAAGAUGCCCAAUACCAAUGGCAGUAUUGGUCACAAUCCACUUUCUCUGUCAGUGCAGUCUGUGAUGGGAGAGCUGAACAAUGCACCAGUGCAGGAGAGUCCACCCUUACCCAUCUCCUCUAGUAACUCACACGGUCUAGAGGUUGGCUCCCUGGCUGAAGUGAAAGAGAACCCUCCUUUCUAUGGGGUGAUCCGUUGGAUUGGCCAGCCACCAGGACUCAAUGAAGUACUAGCUGGACUAGAACUGGAAGAUGAAUGUGCAGGUUGUACAGACGGAACUUUCAGGGGCACUCGUUAUUUCACCUGUGCCCUGAAGAAGGCGCUGUUCGUAAAACUGAAGAGCUGCAGACCUGACUCUAGGUUUGCAUCCCUGCAGCCUGUUUCCAAUCAGAUUGAACGCUGCAACUCUUUAGCAUUUGGAGGCUACUUAAGUGAGGUAGUAGAAGAAAAUACUCCACCAAAAAUGGAAAAAGAAGGUUUGGAGAUAAUGAUUGGAAAGAAGAAAGGUAUCCAGGGUCAUUACAAUUCUUGUUACUUAGACUCAACCUUAUUCUGCUUAUUUGCUUUCAGUUCUGUUCUGGACACUGUGUUACUUAGACCCAAAGAAAAGAAUGAUGUGGAAUAUUACAGUGAAACUCAAGAGCUGCUAAGGACAGAAAUUGUUAAUCCUCUGAGAAUAUAUGGAUAUGUGUGUGCCACAAAAAUUAUGAAACUAAGGAAAAUACUUGAAAAGGUUGAAGCUGCAUCAGGAUUUACCUCUGAAGAAAAAGAUCCUGAAGAAUUCUUAAAUAUCCUGUUUCAUCAUAUUUUAAGGGUAGAACCAUUGUUAAAAAUAAGAUCAGCAGGCCAAAAAGUACAAGAUUGUUAUUUCUAUCAAAUUUUUAUGGAAAAAAAUGAAAAAGUUGGAGUUCCUACCAUUCAACAAUUGUUAGAAUGGUCUUUUAUCAACAGUAACCUGAAAUUUGCAGAGGCACCAUCAUGUCUGAUUAUCCAGAUGCCUCGGUUUGGAAAAGACUUCAAACUAUUUAAAAAAAUUUUUCCUUCUUUGGAAUUAAAUAUAACAGAUUUGCUUGAAGACACUCCCAGGCAGUGCAGGAUCUGUGGAGGACUUGCGAUGUACGAGUGCAGAGAAUGCUAUGACGAUGCAGACAUCUCCGCUGGCAAGAUCAAGCAGUUCUGCAAGACCUGCAAUGCUCAGGUCCACCUUCAUCCCAAGAGGUUGAAUCAUAAAUAUAACCCAGUGUCACUUCCCAAAGACUUACCAGACUGGGACUGGAGACAUGGCUGUAUCCCCUGCCAGAAGAUGGAAUUGUUCGCUGUUCUUUGCAUAGAGACAAGCCAUUACGUUGCUUUUGUGAAGUAUGGGAAGGACGACUCUGCCUGGCUCUUCUUUGACAGCAUGGCUGAUCGGGAUGGUGGUCAGAAUGGCUUCAACAUUCCUCAAGUGACACCCUGCCCAGAGGUGGGAGAGUACUUGAAGAUGUCUCUAGAGGAGCUGCAUUCUUUGGACUCCAGAAGAAUCCAAGGCUGUGCACGCAGACUUCUUUGUGAUGCAUACAUGUGCAUGUACCAGAGUCCAACCAUGAGCUUAUACAAAUAACCUGUCAUCCCAGAGGUGCCGAGACCGAGCGCAGAGUUGAGUGUUGCAUCAUCUCCAGCUGACGGUUCCGUCCAGCGCCCAUUGCCGGCAGUGGGCGUCUUCGUGGUGAUGGCCUUUCAGCAAAGGAUUCCUAUGUUUUCAAACAAAUUGCUUUUGUGUUCCUGAAGUAUUUAAUAAGAAACAUUUUGCACUCUAGAAAGUAUGUUUGUGUUGGUUUUUUAAGAAGUCUAAAUGAAGUUACUAAUACCUGAAGCUUUAAGUUAAGUGCAUUGAUCAUACGAUAUUUUUGGAAGCAUACAAUAUUAAUUGUGAUGUUUCAAACCUCUUUUAGUCCAUUGAGAAUGUAAAUAAAUGUUUCUUCUUUAUGGACCAAAUAUACGAAAUCAUUUUUCUUUUUGUAGCUAACGGUUGCCUUGAGGAAGAAAUAAUUUGGUUUAUUAAGAGUCUACUUUCAAUCCACUUGUUAAGGUGUGCUGAGUUUGACUUGUUAAUUCUCCCCUAUAUAGUGCUAAUCCCCUGCAUGUCUGCAACCUGCUGGGUUCUGUGUUUAUGCAGCAGUGUCAGAAAAUACUGAAAUUCACUUAAUGCUGUUGCUUUCUAUUUGUUCUGGUUUUGAGAUAGGUGAGUGACUCUGUCAGAAAAUGUCCAUUUUUGAUAUAAUUUCCUUGGAGGAUUAGGGCACUUGAACAAUUGAAGCUCUUCAGUCAUGAUAAUAAUCAUCAACUAACAGGGUUUUUUUAAGGAGGUUUUAUUUUAGGGAACAGAGCACAGUAAUUUACAAAUGAUUGAGUGAUAAAUAAUAAUAUAUUCUUAUACAAAUAUACAGUCCAUAAGAAAAUAAAGUUGGCUUAUAGAAUUAUAACAUUUCCUGAAAGAGAUGUAUUAAAUAUUUGAACCUUUCAUUUUAAAUAAAUUAUUUUAUUUUAUUUUUAAUUUAUUUUAAAUGAAUGUCUGUUAUUUUAAAUUAGCCUGUGGAUGCUGUAAACUAGAACUAUGAAGUAUAAAUGUCAGUACGGUGGGGUGUCUGUUCUCUGGUUUUUCGUGAUAUUGUCUCUUUCAAAUAACUUCUUAAACUUGCAGAAGACAGAAAGUCAGAAAAGAUGUUCUAUGUAUAGUAUGUGACUUUAUAAAAUAUUUAAUGUCCAAAAAGAGUCUUUAUAAGCCCUGUGGUUAUUUUUUUAAAGUCAAUUUUAUUCCUUGGUUUUUCCAUUCCAUUUUGCUAGCAUGUAUUAGCUUUAUAAACCAUAAUAAGGCACAAAGGCUCUUCAUCUUGUGACUUUUUCACUUUUGCAAUAGAAAAGUAUAUUACAUUCUGCACAAGAUUUUGUAUGGCUGAGUGCUUAUGCUUAUGAUAGUGAAGCCAUGGCUAGAUGGGACUGAGGACCUUUGACUGGGCCCUGCCUCCACCCAUCAAUCACCUUGGGACAGGGAAGGACAUGGAACACAGCUGAGCUUGCUUGUAACUCUGACCAGCUUGAGUGCUAUCACACUGCAGGGAGCGUGUGUGUGGAGUGAAGAAAGGGGUGAGUGAACGCAUCAGUGUGGCUAUAAAGGUUAUCUGAGGAAUGGUUAGGACUCUGUAGAUAGGCAAGACUGGAUUUAAUAGUGAAAAGGGAAGAGGAUAAUUCUUUUAUUGUAGAAAUGGAAGCAAAAUAUACCCUGAGGGAGAUCAGCUACCUUUCUUGUAGGGUAGAAGACACAAAAAUCACCUGGCACAUGGUUCCAAAAUUUGAUGGAGGCUCUUCUGUGCAGGCAAGAACCUUGUCCAUAACUGAUCCCCCACAUUUUGUCCAGGUGGCACUGUAUGUCCAUUAGCAAUGCCAGGCGAUGGCGCAAGAGCCAAGCUCUGGUGGUUGGGAAGGCCCCUACCACUUCCCAUCCCUCUGGGCAGUUUCUUCUCAUUCUUUGUUCCCACAGAGUGUGGUUGGUCAAGGGGCAGCAGGGCUGACCUGCAUUGCACAGGUGGCCCAUGUGCUUGUUGGUUUAUUUAAGCUUUCCUUUAUAGUUUUCUGUUGGCUUUUAAAAUGUUCUGACUAUCCUUUUUAUAUCUACAUCCAGUAUAAUAAAAUAUUUACAACAUGGCUCAUGAUCAAUAGCUACAGAUGGGAUGUAACAAGUCAUAUUCCUCCACCUCAAAAUAAUUUUCUAUCUUUCUCUGUCUGUCUAAUAUACAGACUAAGUGGCCAGCCCUUCAGUAUCAGCUUUAUGAAGGAGUCUGACUCUGUUCAUCCUUCCACAAAAGAAUGUUUUCUAAGAAGGGGGAAAAAAUAGGCGUAAAAAAUCAAUAUAAUAUAGUCAGUGCCAUUGCUAUGGGUUUUUCUCAAGACGAGUUUAGGAUUUUAAUUAUAUAUUUCCCAAAUGCUUGGGUAAAUGAACAGGAUUGUCUUAUUCCUUGCAUUCAUCUCUUACUCAUGUCCACUCACUGGGGAGCAGAGAAAAUACAGUGUUUAAUUUUACUGAGCUUCCUACCCAACUUUCUGAUCGACUGAGUGCGGUAUCUCCACACAAUCAGGAGUUGCAAUCUCUCUGGCUGGAUUUGGGCAUCCAGCUAGAUAAUUCUGCGCAUAACUGGAUGGUCAUUGACCAAGAUGGAAGUGCAGAAUACAGUAUUGAGCCUUACCUGUAACUGCCAGCCUGUAUUUACUGGAAUUCAUGAGGUCCCUAGGUAGUGCCAUAGAACUAUUGAGGUCUGGUGCCUACUCUCAUAGAGCUAGCUUGCUGUCUUAUUUCAACAAUAGAGCAUCAAUUAGUGGUUUCUUAGCCUUGAUGUAAAAACAGGCUCCAGGAAAACACUGGGAGGCAAAGUGAUGUGACAAAGAGGUAAAAGACUAGAGAACAGAAAUUGGAGUCCUUGUCAUUUGCUCUGUUGUUUCAAAUAGUAUCUUGACUUUUUGCAUUUUAGUUUCUUCCUCUUUUUAUAAAGAGGGAGUUGGACUAUCCAAUUUUAUUGGAAAAACAUAACACAAAUUCCAAGACCUCAGGCCAUGCCUGUUGCAUCUGAUUUCCUGCUGGAAGUAGGAAAUUGUACAUUAGAAGCUCAUCAGGACAACCUAGUGACCAAUGGCUAUGGGUCAUGGAAAUGGAAGGCUUCAGAGGUCCCUUCUCCAUUAAGAGUGGGAUCAGAACAUGCUUCUGUAUUUGACAUUGUACUUAAGCAUGAGGAACUGAAUACUAAUUAUAUGUUUAUAUGUGUUUACAUAUGAACUUACAUAAAAGUGCAUUUUGGCAUGUGUACCUCAACCCACUAUUUCCUAAAGAGUUUAGCAGUGUUUGAAACACCUUAAGAUACUUGAAGUUAUUUACCUAGAUACUUUCUUUCUACUUUAUUUUCACAGGGAAAAUUGAGAGGCUGUAGGAGCCAAAUAAACAAAAUUAUCAUGUAGAGUUAUGAAAACUACUUAAUUUAUUUCUAUCUACUAUUUGUUGAAAAAAUUUUAAAGUGCAUGGGAAUUUUUUUUCUGGGAUAAAAGGUCCCUUGUAUUAGCAGGGUAUCCUAAAAGUAGAUAGGUUUGUGGCCUGGAAUUAAAAACAAAACCACCUUCUCUGUACUUGGUAAUAGUAGCAAAACGCACAAUUCUCCACCAGUGAGAAAGAAUCCUUGAAUUCCAUAAUGCAGUCGGGGCGAGUGGAGAAGAGAGAGUGAGAGUGGAAGCUGUGAGCCGAAGGAAUGGAAGAGGCAGGAAGCCCAGUCCCUCCCAGCAGAGGGCUGAGUUCCCAACAGGUGGGCUUCUGCAGCUCAUAGGAUUUUCUCUCGUGUCCAAGGUGAUGUUAGGGGGAAGUGUUCUGUGGAGAAUUGACCUUAUCCUUGUCACAUCUUUUGUCAGUUGUCUUCUGGGGUGGAGAAGAGAUGGAGAGAAGAGAAAGAGAGAGUGAGGGGCACUUUAUUUUGUUCUAAGUCCUGGAGCAGCAAAAGGGCUUCUCUGGAGUCUAAAGCAGAGACAGGAAGUUGGCAGCGGAGGUGUCCAGGAAUAACGAACACAUGGGUGUGGGGAGGAAAUAGAAAGAAUCCUUCCUGAUGACUGUAAAUCCCCAUUUUUGUACUCAAGAGCACACCACUUUGGCCCUUGGUCUUGGCAGUGGUGAUAUUUUUGUUUCACCAUAUUUUAAAGUCCUCAUCUCACAGAGUUCAGGGAGAAAGGUUGUUGAUGGAGGGAUAAUCCUUCUGGGCACCAGAGGCUUCAACCCAAUUCUUUUGUGCUUUUAAAUACUGCCCAUUUUCACUUUUUGUUUAUUCUAGAGGAAUUAUCCUGGAGACUCAGCUGUGUUUGGUUUUGUGUUGUAGAAUGGUCUUGUCCUGUGGAGUGUUGACUCUGGAAAAUCCAGGCAUCACAUCAUAAUCAUUCAUUUAGAGAGUCCCUUUAGAACUUGGCCAGGAAAAUGGUGAUAACCAGCAGUGGUUACACUGGAGCACAUUUUUGUAGUACAUUUACAUUUCUGGUAACUUGUUCAACAUUUAAAACAAUGUUUUUCCUGAAGAACAUCCUAUAUUUAUAUUUAAAAAACAUUAUGAAUAACAUCACAUAAGACAACCCCUUAUGUCAGAAUGGUCUGUUUUAGCCUUAAUUUUGUUAAACUUUUUAAGAGAUGAACGAAGCGCUGCUGUGGAAAGCAAUGUACUAUAUGCUAUUUCUGUAUCAUUAAAAUGAGAUUUUUAUGGUU